UAAAGCGUUCAAAAACGGAGGACAUGCCAGCCGGGACUCUGGAGCAGACUACACCGGACUCAGUGGUCGUAACUCCGGCUCGCACUGACCACAGACCAACUGCCUCCGAGAGCAGGAAGUCGUCAAAGCCCAUCAUGGAGAAAAGGAGACGGGCCAGAAUCAACGAGAGUCUGGGGCAGCUCAAGAUGUUAAUCCUGGAGGCGUUAAAGAAAGACACCUCCAGACACUCCAAACUGGAGAAGGCCGACAUUCUGGAGAUGACGGUCAAGCACCUGAGGAACCUUCAGCGGCUGCAGAUCACAGCCGCUGUCCACGCUGACCCGGGCCUGCUGGGUAAAUACCGCGCUGGGUUCAGUGAGUGUGUGGGAGAGGUGACGCGCUUCCUCUCCACGUGUGAAGGGGUCCACAGUGAGGUGCGCACCCGCCUCCUCAGCCACCUGUCCUCCUGUGUGUCCCACAUGUACCCUCCUGUCGUACCCUCUCUGCCCUCUCUGCCUCUGGGCUGUAAGGCAGUGAGUCCGGAGCUGGUGAGCCUGUACACAGGGGUGCAGCUCGUGCCUAGGCCUGAGGGACAUGUGGCUGUGCUGGUGCCCAGCGCGGCUCUCUCUCCUGGGGCCCCCCACAGCGUCCUGUCCCCUAUCGGGCCCGCACUCACAUCAGACUCUGUGUGGAGGCCCUGGUAG
Messenger RNA from Periophthalmus magnuspinnatus, 683 nucleotides. Its product is annotated as transcription factor HES-1-B-like. NCBI's taxonomy places the organism in Eukaryota, Metazoa, Chordata, Actinopteri, Gobiiformes, Gobiidae. Gene Ontology annotation, molecular function: DNA-binding transcription factor activity, RNA polymerase II-specific; RNA polymerase II cis-regulatory region sequence-specific DNA binding; protein dimerization activity. Gene Ontology annotation, biological process: anterior/posterior pattern specification; regulation of neurogenesis; regulation of transcription by RNA polymerase II. Gene Ontology annotation, cellular component: nucleus. Bases 24 to 683 code for a protein of 219 amino acids. The record is from RefSeq and is a predicted model, not a curated record. The transcript is spliced from 4 exons.